UGAGGUCACGUGACUUGGAGUAGAGCCAAAAUGGCCGCUGUUGUAUUUUGACGUAUAUAAUAGCUAGCUACUUUUCUUUUUGUUUGAUUCUCGGUAGAAAAUCUACCAAUCGAGAGACGCUUUACAAGAUCUGCAUCUCGCCAUCUACCAUAUAUCGGUGUCCUAGUUUUUACUUUGGCGACAAUCAAGAUUGACACCUAUUCGUUGAACGUGUUAAACUAUGCAUAUUCAGUUCUAAUCGAAGCUAGCUAGCUAGCUGGCUCUGGCUGGCACUCCGAAGCAACUGAAAGUGAAAUAGCUAGCUGGCUUAGCUGCCAGGAUGGAGGAGUUGAGCGCAGACGAGAUUCGCAGAAGGCGGCUGGCACGGCUGGCAGGAGGACAGACAUCACAACCCAGCACCCCCCUAAGUACCCCUCUCACGUCCCCACAGAGAGAGACUCCACCUGGACCCCUCCCUGGCCCCUCAGGUGUCUCACCCCAACCUGUACCACCAGCUGCCUCUCAAUCAUUGGGUCUCAAUGUCCACAGUGGUACCCCUGCCACAUCUCCUAUGGGCACCUCUGGGGUGGCAUAUGGUAGUCAGAGCAGCGAAGGUGUAAGCUCCCUCUCCAGCUCCCCCUCCAACAGCCUCGAGACACAGUCUCAGAGUUUGUCUCGAUCGCAGAGCAUGGACAUUGACCCUGCCUCCUGUGAAAAGAGCAUGUCCCAGGUGGAUGUGGACUCAGGGAUUGAGAACAUGGAGGUGGAGGACAGCGAUCGCAGGGAGAAGAGAAACUUGACUGAAAAGGAAACUUCUGCAAACUCUGAUGUCUCUGAAGAUCAGGCUCUGCACUUGAUUUGUAAGAUCCUCCGCGUAUCGUGGAAGGAGCAGGACAGAGAUGUCAUCUUUCUCCCUUCGCUAGCUGCAGAUUUUCAUCAGAACCCUAAAGAUGUGUACUCUGACUUCAAAGACCUCAUCAGCCAGAUCCUGAUGGAAGUCUUAAUGAUGUCAUCCCAGUCAAAUGUCCACAACCCGUUCGCCAGCUUGACCGCCACCUCUCAGCCCAUUGCGGCAGCGAAAUCCUCCGACCACCGGCUGACGCUGGUGCAGCCCUCUAGCCAAGGCGGCAGCCCGAUGGGCCCCAGUGCUGGGUCUUUUGGAGCCAGCUCUCUCUCCAGUUUGGAUGGGUGGAAUAGUCCUCAUCCAAUGGCGUUGAAUGCAGCAGAGAGGACUUGCCCGUCUCUCUCUACCCCCGCUGCACCUGCUCCACCCUCUACGCCACAGUUUGUAGUUCCCCCCAGCCCACCUGCCACCGCCGGUACCAGGCACUCCCUCAAUCCGUCAUCUACCCCCAUGCCCAUCUCUCAGAGAUAUCGACCAUACUCUGUCACCACUCCCUGGGUGGCCUCUUCCCCCCUGAGCCCAGUUUAUAGAGGAUAUAGUUUCCCUGGUCUUUCUCCCAGCCCAGCUGCGCCCUCCGUUCCUCCAAACACCCCGGUUCCGGCAACGCCUUUAAGCCCCCAGUCCCUUCAUUUGAGCUCGCCCAGCUCAGGCAGCCAUCCCCCUUCCCCAACCCUUCCUGUGGUGCCUCCUUCUCCCAGACUGAGUUCUCGACAGGCUGCCUUUGCUGCCAGGAUCCCAUCAUCUAGCCCCUUGUCGUUCCUGUUUUUUGCCCUUUCUGACAUGUCUCAAGACAGCAGUGAUGAAGAGUCUGAGGAGGAGGAGGUGGUGGAGGAGGAGGAUUUUGCACAGGUUCAGUUUGGGUCCAGUCUGGGUGCCUGUGGAGGGGGGAUGUCAUGCGAUUCAGCCAGCGACCGUUUCACCAUUGAAGCAUGCAAAGAGACAGAGAUGCUGAACUACCUCAUUGAGCGUUUUGACAGCGUUGGCAUGGAGGAGAGGAAAGCUCCCAAGAUGUGCAGCCAACCAAAUGUCAGCCAGCUUCUCAGUAACAUUCGCUCUCAGUGUAUCUCCCAUGUUGCCCUUGUCCUGCAGGGGGCUCUGACUCAGCCUCGGAGCCCCCUCCAACAGUCUCUGCUGGUACCUUACAUGCUGUGUCGGAACCUUCCAUAUGGCUUUAUUCAGGAGCUGGUGCGCAUCACCCACCAGGAAGAGGAAGUGUUCAAACAGAUCUUCAUUCCCAUUCUCCAUGGGCUCGCUCUGGCAGUGAAAGAAUGUUCCUUUGACAGCGACAACUUUAAAUUCCCCCUCAUGGCAUUAGCUGAGCUCUGUGAAAUUAAGUUUGGAAAGACUCAUCCCGUGUGCAACUUGGCAACAUCACUUCCUCUGUGGUGUCCCAAACCUCUGAGCCCUGGUUGUGGCAGAGAAAUUCAGAGAUUAUCCUACCUUGGGGCGUUCUUUAGCCUUUCAGUAUUUGCAGAGGAUGAUACCAAAGUAGGGGACAAGUAUUUCUCUGGCCCAGCCAUCACCAUGGAGAACACCCGAGUUGUCAGCCAGUCGUUGCAGCACUAUCUGGAGUCAGCAAGGGGUGACCUUUUCAAAGUUCUCCAUAAUAUUCUGCUGAACGGAGAAACGCGCGAGUUAGCUCUCAACUACAUGGCAGCUCUAGUCAACUACAAUGUGAAGAAAGCUCAGAUGCAGACCGAUGACAAGCUGGUGUCGACAGAUGGCUUCAUGCUCAACUUCUUGUGGGUGCUGCAGCAGCUGAGCAUGAAGAUAAAACUGGAGACAGUGGACCCAUACUACAUUUUCCAUCCGCGGUGUCGCCUUGUCGUCAGCCUGGAAGAGACUCGUCUUAAAGCCACCAUGGAGGAGCUAAAGAGCUGGAUGGCUGAGCUGCAUGAGGAUCCCUCAAAGUUCUCAGAGCCCAAGUUCCCCACCGAGUGUUUUUUCUUGACACUUCACACUCAUCACUUGUCCAUCCUGCCAUGCUGUCGGCGCUACAUCCGCAGAUUGCGCGCCAUCCGUGAACUCAACAGGACUGUAGAGGAGCUGAAAAACAGUGAGAGCCAAUGGAAAGACUCUCCCCUGGCUAGUCGGCACAGAGAAAUGCUGAAGCGAUGUAAAACCCAGCUCAAGAAACUGGUGCGAGCCAAAGCGUGCGCUGACGUGGGCCUUCUGGACGAGAACCUGCUGCGCAGAUGUCUGCAGUUUUACAGCACAGUCAUUCAGCUCAUACUUCGCAUGGUGGACCCGGCCUACCCCAACAUUACCCUUCCUUUGAACCCUGAGAUUCCCAAAAGCUUUGCUGCUCUGCCGGAGUUUUACGUUGAAGACGUGGCAGAGUUUCUGCUUUUUGUCGUGCAGUACUCUCCCCAGGUUCUGUAUGAGCCGUGUGUCCAGGACGUUGUCACCUUCUUGGUCGUGUUCAUCUGCAGUCAGCACUACAUCAGGAACCCCUACCUUAUAGCCAAGUUGGUGGAAGUGCUGUUUGUCACCAACCCUGCUGUACAGCCUCGCACUCAGAGAUUCUCUGAAAUGAUGGAGAACCACCCGUUGUCCAUCAAACACCUGGUCCCUGCUCUCAUGAAGUUUUACACUGAUGUUGAGCACACUGGUGCUACCAGCGAGUUCUACGAUAAGUUCACUAUACGGUACCAUAUCAGUACCAUCUUCAAGAGUCUCUGGCAGAACAUUGCCCACCAUGGCACCUUCAUGGAGGAGUUCAACUCUGGCAAGCAGUUUGUGCGCUACAUCAACAUGCUGAUUAACGACACCACCUUCUUGUUAGACGAGAGCCUUGAGUCCCUGAAGCGCAUCCAUGAAGUUCAGGAAGAGAUGAAGAAUAAAGAGCAGUGGGAUCAGCUGCCCAGAGAGCAGCAGCAGAGCCGCCAGUCCCAGCUGACUCAGGAUGAGCGAGUGUCUCGCUCUUAUCUGGCGCUGGCUACAGAAACGGUUGAAAUGUUCCACAUCCUAACCAAGCAGGUUCAGAAGCCUUUCCUCAGGCCUGAGCUCGGACCUCGUUUAGCUGCUAUGCUGAACUUUAACCUUCAGCAGCUCUGUGGGCCCAAGUGCCGGGACCUGAAGGUGGAGAACCCAGAGAAAUACGGCUUUGAGCCCAAAAAGCUCUUAGACCAGCUGACAGACAUCUACCUUCAACUGGAUUGCGCCCGCUUUGCUAAAGCGAUUGCAGAUGACCAGCGAUCAUACAGCCGGGAGCUUUUUGAGGAGGUUAUUUCCAAGAUGAGAAAGGCUGGUAUUAAGUCUUCUAUUGCCAUUGAGAAAUUCAAGCUGCUAUCCGAGAAGGUGGAAGAAAUAGUCGCCAAGAACUCCCAGUCAGAGAUGGACUACAGUGACGCACCUGAUGAGUUCAAAGACCCUCUGAUGGACACUCUGAUGACUGACCCGGUGAUGCUGCCCUCUGGGAACAUUAUGGACAGAUCCAUCAUCUUGCGCCACCUGCUGAACUCCCCCACUGAUCCCUUCAACAGGCAGCCCCUCACAGAGAGCAUGCUGGAGUCAGUGCCUGAGCUGAAGGAGAGGAUCCACACCUGGAUGAGGGAGAAACAGGGCUCUCGGCCUUUCUAACAAACCCUUCGUUAGUGUCAGGCUGUGUUACUGAUUUGAAGGGAUCUUUCCAAAUCAUCUGAAUUUAAUGUCACUACUACCAAUGAAAACAACAUUUUGAGUGGAAGGGGGGGAAAAAAGGAUACCUGAUUGGAUUUUUAUUUGCAUUUACCCUUUUUGUCUCAAACCAUUAUCAUGGUUCUAAAAACAAAACAUAAUAAAGUUAAAACUUUUAAGUUUG
Poecilia latipinna (sailfin molly) is the source of this 4685-nucleotide messenger RNA. RefSeq names its product ubiquitination factor E4B, UFD2 homolog (S. cerevisiae) (gene ube4b). The transcript is spliced from 29 exons. Gene Ontology annotation, biological process: ERAD pathway; ubiquitin-dependent protein catabolic process; protein polyubiquitination. Lineage: Eukaryota; Metazoa; Chordata; Actinopteri; Cyprinodontiformes; Poeciliidae. The record is from RefSeq and is a predicted model, not a curated record. Gene Ontology annotation, molecular function: ubiquitin-ubiquitin ligase activity. The coding region runs from base 320 to 4465 and encodes 1381 amino acids. Gene Ontology annotation, cellular component: ubiquitin ligase complex; cytoplasm; nucleus.